Messenger RNA from Stylonychia lemnae, 759 nucleotides. NCBI's taxonomy places the organism in Eukaryota, Ciliophora, Spirotrichea, Sporadotrichida, Oxytrichidae. The record is from the annotation of a GenBank genome assembly.
AUGAGUUUUGAAAAAGUUUUUGAUCAGCUUUCAGCCACCAUCGAUAGCUCAGUUGAUACAUCCACUAACUAAUCCUCUCCAGUCUCUGAUAAAAAGAAAAAACAAUCAUUUCCUUGCGAAAUUUGCAAUAAAAUUCUAACUAGUCCAAAGAAUUACAAAAGACAUGUUAUUAAGAGACAUUAUAAUCUCCAUAGAUUUUCAUGUCAAAUCUGCUAAAGACCAUUUGCAAAGAAAGGAAAUUUGCAAGUUCAUUUAAGAGUUCAUAGCGGUGAAACCCCAUUUGAAUGCGACAAAUGCGGAAAAAACUUUAAGAAUAAAGCUAAUAUGCGAGAUCAUAUAAAAAGGCAUGAGCAGCUUAGGAAGUACUAACUUGCCAAUCAUGUCAUGAAGAAGCACAGUAUUCAUCAAAAGUAAAAGCAAUCUAUAUCUGAGAAUGAAAACACUAAGCAAGCUUCAUUUCUGAUUGUAAAAUAAUAAUAAACAAGCAAUCUACAACAAAUGGAUUUCCCUGUUUUCAAAUUUAACUUCGAGCCUUACGUUUGCAAUUAAAAAAAGAAAGAUUUUCUAUUAAGUGAUAAGUUAAACAUUAAAGAAUUGGAAUGGCAGGAAUUUGAUGAAAUCAAAUAAAAAGCGAUUUCGUAUGUUUUCCGAUCUAAUGAAACUUUUGAAGAUCCUAGGAAAGUUAUUGAUAAACUAAGGACUUGUGGUCUCUAGAUUGUAUAGAACAAGAAAUAUUCAGAUUCAAUAAUGAAUUGCUGA